AUGACACAAUUACGUGUGUUUUCUUUGUCAAACUAUAGGAGUAUCACCAUGGUUCCCAUGUCUAUUGGAGAUUUGUCAUACCUGCAGUACUUAAAUAUUUCUCACACUGAUAUUGAAAGGUUACCUUCUGAAACAUGCAGACUUUACUAUCUACAAUUCUUGUUGUUGGGAUGCUGUAAAAGGUUCACUGAAUUGCCCGAGGACUUGGGAAAAUUGAUUAAAUUGCGCCAUCUUGAUGUUAGUGACAGUGCAUUGAAAGAGAUGCCUGUACAAAUAGCCACACUAAAAAAUCUCCAAACUUUUUCCAACAUUGUUGUCAGCUGGCAUAAUGAUGGAUUGAAGAAGAAAGACCAAAUAGAUGAGUUAGCUUUGGAAUGGGAUUAUGGUAGUAUGUUUCCUAAUUCAGAAAUUAAAAGAGUUGCACUUGAACUUUUACAACCUGCAACAAAUUUGAAAAGUCUCACUAUCAAAGGAUAUGGUGGAAUUAGCUUCCCAAAUUGGUUAGGUGAUUUUCCAUUUAGCAACAUGGUCUCUUCAUUUCAACCAUUCCUCUCCUUGGAGAUUCCACACUUUGAGGAUAUGCAAAAGUGGGAUGAAUGGAACUUACCUGGAGGUACGUCUACAAAGUUUCCUAAUCUCAAAACUUUGUCAUUAAGUAAAUGCCCGAAACUGAGAUUUGGAAAUAUACCUAGAAAAUUCCCUUCCUUAACUGAACUUGAGUUAAGAGAAUGUGCUCUACCAAUGCCAUCAUCAAAUCAUGAUUGUAAUGAGCUGGAGUCAAUUCCCCCAGGUGGAUUGGCCACUCCAAACCUUGUUUAUUUUGCAGUGUGGAAGUGUGAGAAGCUUCUUUCACUAACUGAAGCAACGCACACUCUAACCGAUCUUCAAGAAAUGGAAAUUGAUAAUCUACCAAAUAUUCAAUCUUUUGUCAUAGAUGAUUUACCUAAUGCUUUGCGGGAACUGACAGUUGGCUCUAUUGGUGGAGUUAUAUGGAAUACUGAGCAGACUUGGGAACAUCUCACUUGUCUUUCAGUGUUGCGAUUUAACGGUGAUGGUAUGGUGAAAACGUUGAUGGGGCCAUUGCUACCUGCAUCGCUUGUGACAUUAUACAUUUGUGGUCUUAAUGAUACAAGCAUUGAUGAGAAGUGGCUUCAACAUCCCACUUCUCUCCAAAACCUUGAGAUUAUUAAUGCUUCCAAACUCAAGUCAUUGCCAAUGAAAGGAUAUCCUUCCUCUCAUUCUCUACUAAGUGUGACUCGUUGUCCAUUAUUAAAAGCAAAUUUGCGGAAAAAAGGGGGGGGGAGAGUGACAUCAACGAAGGCCCUCAAAGGGGGAUGGGGUGAUCGGAACGAAGAUGGAAGCAGUGACAUAUCUCUCAGAUUCAGUAAAGGAGAUGAUUGCUGGAAUAACUAUGACAGGCAGCAAUUAUCUGUCAGAGUUGAUUUCUGCAACUGCUUUGAUGAUCCAUGCUCAUAA
Molecule: messenger RNA, 1476 nt
Organism: Vicia villosa (hairy vetch)
Lineage: Eukaryota; Viridiplantae; Streptophyta; Magnoliopsida; Fabales; Fabaceae
Product: putative disease resistance protein At3g14460
Exons: 6
Coding region: 1-1476 (491 amino acids)
Source: RefSeq, a predicted model, not a curated record